AGCGUGAGGAGUCAUGGCUGACCAACUCUUGCGUGAAAAGAGAAGAAUUUUUAUCUGUUCAGUGGGUGCAGGCACAAUAAAUGCCUUGCUGGGUUGCCUAUUAGAAGAUAGAGUUAUUAGCCAAGAAGAGACAAACAAAGUGAGAGAUGAAAAUGAUGCCAUCCUGGAUAAAGCUCGAGCCUUGAUAGCCCUUGUUAUUGGAAAAGGACCAGAGUCUUGCUGCAAAUUUAUCAAGCAUCUCUGUGAAGAAGACCCUCCACUUGACUCAAAGAUGGGUGUGCACAAAGGUAAGGAGGAAUGA
Messenger RNA from Saimiri boliviensis boliviensis (Bolivian squirrel monkey), 301 nucleotides. RefSeq names its product caspase recruitment domain family member 18 (gene CARD18). Lineage: Eukaryota; Metazoa; Chordata; Mammalia; Primates; Cebidae. Gene Ontology annotation, molecular function: cysteine-type endopeptidase activity; caspase binding. The record is from RefSeq and is a predicted model, not a curated record. Gene Ontology annotation, biological process: regulation of inflammatory response; proteolysis; regulation of apoptotic process. Gene Ontology annotation, cellular component: AIM2 inflammasome complex; NLRP3 inflammasome complex; IPAF inflammasome complex.